Scomber japonicus (chub mackerel) is the source of this 1402-nucleotide messenger RNA. It is a transcript of the gene ptger2a, whose product is annotated as prostaglandin E receptor 2a (subtype EP2). Gene Ontology annotation, cellular component: plasma membrane. NCBI's taxonomy places the organism in Eukaryota, Metazoa, Chordata, Actinopteri, Scombriformes, Scombridae. The record is from RefSeq and is a predicted model, not a curated record. Bases 1 to 1134 code for a protein of 377 amino acids. Gene Ontology annotation, molecular function: prostaglandin E receptor activity. Gene Ontology annotation, biological process: adenylate cyclase-activating G protein-coupled receptor signaling pathway; cellular response to prostaglandin E stimulus; inflammatory response. The transcript has 2 exons.
AUGUCGGCUCUGGCUGACGACCCGUGCCACAGCAAGCAUCACAUCGACGCCAGUAAGGGCCCGACGGUCAGCGCCAUCAUGUUCGCAGCGGGCAUCUUUGGCAACGUUGCCGCCCUGGUGAUCCUGGAGAUCCGGCGGCGUAGAGACAUGAGGUCCGGGGGCACUCGGCGGCGUUCCAUGUUUCACGUCCUCAUCACAUCGCUGGUGAUCACGGACCUUGCUGGGACCUGCCUGAUCAGCCCAAUUGUGCAGCUGUCAUAUGCACAGAACACUACCUUGGUGGGGUUAGGGGAAGGGUUAGGGUCUCCUAAUUCUACGCUGGUGUGUUCCUACUUUGGGGUCAGCAUGACUUUCUUCAGCCUGGCCACCAUGUUCCUCCUUUUCGCUACAGCACUAGAGAGAUGCAUUGCGAUCGGGUACCCCUACCUGUACAACCGGCAUGUCACCAAAAAAUGUGCCUACAUCACAAUCCCCAUAGUGUUUUUAUUAUGUACUUUAUUCUGUCUCCUGCCUUUUGCGGAAUUUGGUAGAUAUGUACAAUACUGCCCUGGCACAUGGUGCUUCAUUGACAUGAACCCUGAUAAGAUCAGUGACCAGGUCUACGCCAACCUGUAUGCCACCAUUAUGCUGGUGCUGGUGCUGUCCAUCGUGGCAUGCAAUGGCUUUGUGGUGUACCAGCUGUUCAAGAUGUACCAGCGUCGGAAGAGGAACGGUUCAGUGAUGGUGAGCAUGCGAUCCCACAACGACCGCAAGAUGCCGUCCAUUGCCGAGGAGGUGGAGCAUCUCAUCCUGCUGGUGUUUAUGACCAUCAUCUUCAUCAUCUGCACGCUUCCCCUGGUGAUCCGCGUGUACGUCAACUUUACAAUCGAUGAUCGCAAGGAGUCUCACCCCAUGGACCUGAUAGCGCUCCGUUUCAUCUCCGUCAACUCCAUCAUCGACCCCUGGGUCUUCAUCCUCCUCUCCCCCAGCGUGCUGCACUUUUGCUGGGCCUCCGUGUGCCGAGCCCCACCGUUGUUCUCCAGGGGCUCCGUGUUUAAAUUAUCGCUGGCCAAAGACACUUCUCCUCCUAACCUAGAACUGUCUCACUCAAAGCAGGAACACACUGACACUGUAACCAAUGUGAGGGAACUAUGACCAUAGCAGUACUUAUUAAUAUUAUUAUUGUUAUUAUUAUUUGAUAUUUAUAUUUAUUGGACUAAGGACACCGGAUUGUGUUCUCCAUUGUGAUCACAUGAAGAACAGAGGUUUGGGAGGCCACACCAUCUCUCAAAAGUGUGUGGUUUUUCUUAUCUUUUUUUUUUUGGUUUUUUUUUUGGGUGUUGACCCUUUGGUGACAAACUGAUAAAACCCUACAAACAGUUCUAUCAGCUGGGGGCCAUCUUUUGCUAUGUGUACUGGGUGU